Mycena indigotica is the source of this 1764-nucleotide messenger RNA. RefSeq lists its product as uncharacterized. Gene Ontology annotation, molecular function: basic amino acid transmembrane transporter activity. Gene Ontology annotation, cellular component: fungal-type vacuole membrane. Lineage: Eukaryota; Fungi; Basidiomycota; Agaricomycetes; Agaricales; Mycenaceae. Gene Ontology annotation, biological process: basic amino acid transport; transmembrane transport. The record is from RefSeq and is a predicted model, not a curated record. The coding region runs from base 1 to 1764 and encodes 587 amino acids. The transcript has 19 exons.
AUGUCUUCAGAAAACGACCCCCUAUGCAAACCUUCUCCAGUCUCUUAUAAUGCCCUUGACGAUUCCCCCCCUCCGUCUCCAGUCGUAGAUCUUCCAUCCCACCCCACAACAGACAAACUUUGGAUUCUCGCUGGUCUUUAUAGCGCCGUAUUUUUGGGAGCGUUGGACGGUAAGAAAAAAGGCAUUCAUGCGCGCUGGCAGACCACCAACAUGCAACCAGGCACGAUUGUGGCGACCCUUUUAACAGCGAUUGGUUCUGACUUCAACAAAUCGAACGAGGCCUCAUAUAUCGGCACAUCAUACCUGCUAUCUCUAUGUUGCUUUACUCCUCUAUACGGUCGUCUGGCCGAUAUUCUUGGCCGUAAGGGUGCGAUGCUGCUUGCGCUAUUCUUUUUCGGUUCCGGGACCAUCUUUUGUGGCUUAGCCCCAUCGAUGGAAACGCUCAUUCUGGCACGAGCAGUGGCCGGUAUGGGCGGGGGUGGUGUUAUGACGGGUACGGUCGACUCAUACUUGCGGCUGAUAAUCCUCAUCGCCCUCCUUCUAGUGUCGACAAUAGUAACUACCGACUUAAUUCCUCUCAAGCAACGUGGGCUAUACCAAGGCCUCGCAAAUAUAUUGUUUGGUCUUGGUGCUGGGGUAGGCGGUCCUCUCGGAGGAUGGGUUAAUGACACAUUUGGUUGGAGGUCGGCCUUCUACUUUCAGGCCCCCCUGAUGAUUUUCAGCGCUACUUUGGUCGCCUGGAAGGUCAACAUACAGCUGCCAUCGGAAAUCCAGGACCAACCACUUCAUGAAAAACUGCGUCGUAUCGACGUGCUGGGCUCCCUGACGCUCGUUGGCUUUGUCGGUUGCCUCCUCCUCGGUUUCAGCCUCAAAUCAACCGAAGAACUCCCUUGGUCACAUCCGCUCAUUUAUGGUCUAUUUGCUUCCAGUGGUUCCUGCGGGGUCUUGUUCUUCCUAGUCGAAAAAUAUUGGGCAUUUGCUCCGGUCAUGCCGUUGCACCUCAUAACGCAACGGACACCAUUUGCCGUUUCUCUUUCCAAUCUCUUUGCCAGUAUGGCGGCGUUUUCGAUGCUUUACAAUGUUCCGCUGUAUCUUUCUGCAGUUAAAUUGUACUCUUCAACCAGUGCCGGCGCACACCUGAUCCCACAUUCGAUAGCUAUACCUUGCGGGAGCGUGGCAGCCGGGUGGUUGAUGCGGAGAACAGGGAAAUUAUAUACGUUGACCAUCGCGGCUGCUUCCUCCAGUCUCUUCGCCAACAUCCUCGUGGUUUUCUGGAACGACCAUACCGCGCCAUGGCAUCUGUGGGGAGAUCUCGUGCCCCAAGCGCUGGGAAUGGCUGCCUUCAUAACCAGCACUCUUAUCGCAAUGAUUGCUGGGGUAAAUAGGGAGGACAUGCCUGUCGCGACUGGUAUCACGUACCUCUUCAGAACAACUGGCCAAGCGCUAGGUGUUUCACUUUCAGGUACUCUUAUGCAAACAGUGCUUUUGGAGAAACUCCGAGCAAGAAUCCACGACGCCCACUCCGCCGAGAUUAUCUAUGAGAUCCGACAUUCAGCCGCCAGCAUACCAAAUUUACCUCCCCAGUGGAGGCAAAUCGCUGUAGACUCAUAUGGGGACGCCCUGCGGGUAGUCUUCAUUUUCCAGGCGGCAUUAGCACUGCUAUGCCUGCUUGCUUGUAUGCCCAUCGAAGAAAAUCCUUUGCCCGGUUCCCCUCCGGCGUUACGGCCUUCCGAGAGUAGGACUAGUCUUGACGAACAGCCAUAG